UACAACACUGUUGUUGUUAUACAAAGUCAUUCCAGUCGACUACAGAUGUUGAUUCCUGAUGCUAAUUAUAACCGAUAUUACAUAGGUUAUUAUUUUUUUCUGAAAUAAAAGAGCCCAUUAGACUGGGUAUGAUAAUUAGUGGAAAUGACGCGGGAUUCUUGUGGGAUUUCGAAUGGUGGGGUAGCAGGGAGCGUCUAGUUCUCUCUUUAGUACGAGCUUGCUGCCACAACAAGAAGCUUAUCUACUUUCAAGAGAUGGGGUGGAUCACGAAUGGAAAAUGUCACAGUACAAAAAGAUUGGAUGGGAAAGUCGUAAUCGUUACUGGAAGCAACACUGGGAUUGGGAAAUACACUGCGCUGGAUCUUUCGAGGAGAGGGGCUGAGGUGAUAAUGGCUUGCCGAAAUCUGGAAAAAGCGAAAGAAGCGGAAGCAGACAUCCGAAAGCGCGUUCCAGAGGCCAAGUUGAAGGUUAUGCAUUUGGACCUGUCCUCUCUGGAAUCUGUCCGGACUUUCUCCAAAGAUUUCUUGGCAUCCUACGAUAGCCUCCACAUACUCAUCAAUAAUGCUGGGGUAAUGUUUCACCCUUGGGAGUUAUCGAAAGAUGGUUUCGAAAUGCACAUAGCAACAAACCACCUGGGUCACUUUCUGUUGACGCUGUUACUAUUACCUUUACUUCGCAAAUGUGCACCAUCUCGAAUUAUUAAUGUAUCUUCAAUUGGUCAUCGAUUGAGUUCCUCAAUGAGGUAUGAUGACUUUAAUUAUGAAAGAUCGUACAGCUCCAUUGGUGGCUAUACAAGAAGCAAACUUGCCAACAUAUUGUUCACGAAUGAGCUUGCUAGACGCUUGAAAGGUUUUGUGUUAUUCACCUUUUCUGAAUUUAAAGUGUGUUACGUGCUACUAAUCGGUUUAUGAACUUCCGUGACAGAUAUAUUGAAUCAUGAUAAUUUCUGAAAUAAUUCCAGAUACAGGAGUUACUGCUGUCAGUUUGCAUCCAGGUAUUGUGAACACAGAAUUACCACGGCAUCUUAGUGACUCUUUUUUUCCUGGUGCAUAUUGGCUUUAUACAAACUUGGGAUGGUGGCUGAUGAAAACUCCCAAACAAGGAGCUCAAACAACUCUAUAUUGUGCCCUUGAAGACAGUGUGGAAUCUGGAUUAUAUUAUGAUGAUUGUGCUGUUGGUACAACGUCUGCCAAAAGUAAGGAUCCAAAUAUGGCAAAGGAGCUUUGGGAAAAAAGCGUUGAAUGGGUUAAAUUAGAAAAGGAUUAUCAAAUUUGAUUGAAAAGUAAUGAUCACCAACUUUAUCUAUUUUUUUAAAAAAUAUGAACAUGUAUUAUUGAAUAAGUAUUAUACAGUAAUUGAAAUAUUGGAUAUUUUACUGUAAAAUAUAGACUGCUAGUUGGUAUGCCAAUGCAAUGUAUAUGUACAAGUUAAUGUAAAUAUAAUUUCUUUU
Messenger RNA from Nezara viridula (southern green stink bug), 1450 nucleotides. NCBI's taxonomy places the organism in Eukaryota, Metazoa, Arthropoda, Insecta, Hemiptera, Pentatomidae. The record is from the annotation of a GenBank genome assembly.